CGUUAGUGGCAUUUUGUUUACGUCUCUUCGCGCGUGGCCGGUCGCUUUCGCGCGCAAAAAUUUGCGAUUUAAAGGAUUUUUGAUUUUUGCCGUCGACAUGUACAAUGGGCACGAAUAUUUGUCGUGUAUCAAAAUCCCCGCGACAGUUGCGGCAAAACAAGCCGCAAUGAAGAGUGCGCAGAGGCCCGAGAAGGCAGAGCCGAUGGACUUGGCGGCGGAUCAUCGUGAUUUAAUCUUAACGGCCAAUAAGGUCUUCGGGGAAGGCAAAUGGAGCCAUACCGUUGUCAGCCAGACCUUAGAUUUCGUGGACGUCACUGGUGCCAAAUGCUGCGUUGGCUGCGUCAGUUUCGUCAGGGUCCAGCUUGAGAGUGGAGCGUUUCAUGAGGACAUAGGUUAUCACAGCGCAGAGGAGUCUGCAAAGGGCUUGUCGAUACACAAUGCCAGAGUCGGUUCUGCUGUGAAUGCCUUGAAAAGAGUCCUGCUGUCGUUCGGAGACAGAGUUGAAAGGGAAUUGCAACAGUUGCGGAGACAGAUUAAUCCUGAGCAAGCCGGCGACGUGCGGAGAGGUGUGAGUGAAUCGGACAAGCAGAUUUCGGAGAAAUCAAGCGUUUCAGUUAAAGCGCCCGGUUCUCAUGUACUUCAAACAGAACGUACAAGCGAACCCGAAACAAAUAAGAAUUCAGAUCUCUUAACGACAGAGCCUGCUCCAAUAUCCAUCGUGAACAACAACAAUACAACUGAGGCUAAUCCAUCGUCAUCUGUAAAGACUGAAAGUGCUAAGAUUGUCAGGUCCUUCUCAAAUGACGAAACGAUUUCUACAAUUGAACAGAAGUUAAAGUCAAAAGCAUUGCCUUUAGGCGAGAAACAACGAUUGGAGAGAAAAAGAAAACAACUGGAAAAACAGAUGGAGUUUAAAAGGCGUAUGAUGGAAAAAGAGGGGUUAAUGACUACCGAUGACAACAAACCUAAUCCUAAUGGAGACUUCUUUGGAUAAAACAAAAACCGAAAAACAGAAAAUAACAUUUAUAUAUUUUUACA
This is a messenger RNA of Wasmannia auropunctata (little fire ant), 1038 nucleotides long. Its product is annotated as DNA repair protein RAD52 homolog. Bases 98 to 994 code for a protein of 298 amino acids. The transcript is spliced from 7 exons. The record is from RefSeq and is a predicted model, not a curated record. NCBI's taxonomy places the organism in Eukaryota, Metazoa, Arthropoda, Insecta, Hymenoptera, Formicidae. Gene Ontology annotation, biological process: mitotic recombination; double-strand break repair via homologous recombination; double-strand break repair via single-strand annealing. Gene Ontology annotation, cellular component: nucleus.